Plodia interpunctella (Indianmeal moth) is the source of this 3205-nucleotide messenger RNA. RefSeq lists its product as uncharacterized. Lineage: Eukaryota; Metazoa; Arthropoda; Insecta; Lepidoptera; Pyralidae. Bases 355 to 1620 code for a protein of 421 amino acids. The transcript has 4 exons. The record is from RefSeq and is a predicted model, not a curated record.
UCAUAAACUGAUAUAAACUUGAUUUUGACUGAAGAUCUUACCUAUGAAGUCCAUAUUUUAAUAAGUCUUCACGUGUGAAGUGUUCCGAGCUUCUUUUCGACCGUUUACUGGCUUGAAAUAUGUACAGCGUGAGGCGUAUCCCAUAGUUUUCGAAGUUUUUUUAUGUUAUGAAAAACGAUUUUUCCCAAUAUUUCGGCACCCGAAUAUGCUGCAUUGUUGUAUAUUUUCACAAACGAAUGCUUACAUAAUGAAAGUAUUAAUAAAGUACUCAAAAAUAAACGUUUUAAUCGACACAGCAAAAGGCGGCGAAGCUUUUGUGUACCUAACAUACAGUGCUGUACUCUGGCGGGAAACAUGGCUGAGCCCGAGGACUCCAAGACCCUCACCUACGUGUCUCCUGUACUCACUAACGAGUCGCUCUCAGGAGCCCUAACCAAGUGGUUUGGUGAAAAUACUGUCUUCACUCAUUGGGAGUACAUCAGCAAAACGGGAAAGGGCGAUUCCUACCUCAGCGAUGUUAUCAGAAUCAGGAUAUUCGGCCAAUCACAGAAUGGCAAUAAACAUGUCCAAGUCAUCCUUAAAACUAUCCCUAAAAACAUCGCCCGCCGCCUCACUUACAGAAGCGAUGAGUUCUUCAAAAACGAAAUCAAUUUUUACACCAAAGUGUUGCCAGAAUUACUUAAAUUCCAAUCUACGAAAAAUAUGACAGAGCCUUUCGACAAAUACGUCAAAGUGUUCUUCUCGUACUGCGACGGGAUCAAUGAUGUUUUAUGUCUAGAAGAUGAGUCGCUCAACGGCUACGGAUCAGCCUUCAGGCAAGAGGGAGUCGAUUUAAAUCAUUGCAAAACUAUAUUCAAAGUCCUCGCCCAAUUUCAUGCAAUGUCUUUUGCAAUGAAAGACCAAGAACCGGAGAGAUUCUAUGAUAUAAGCAAUCAAAUUUUCGAAACGUAUUAUCAUGAGAGACUGCGAGAUUGGUACUCUCGAUUUUGGGCGCGCAUCGGUAAUAUAGCUGUAGACGCAGUAGAGAAAGAGUAUUCUGGAACGAUAUACGUAGAAAAGGUUAAAAAAUUCUGCGUGCCUGAACGGUACGAUGAUAUGAUCGAAGCGGCCACUAACACAAAGAAUACUGGUGUAAUAUCUCAUGGUGAUUCAUGGACUAAUAAUUUUCUAUUCAAGUAUGUUGAUGACAUUCCUGUUGCGGCUAAAAUCAUUGACUUCCAAUUGUGUAGAUACGCUACACCUGUGUUGGACCUGACUUUUGUAGUCUACGCGUGCACGUCUCACAAUCUGAGAGUCAAACAUUACGACGAGUUGAUUAAUUAUUAUUAUGAAGUUUUAGCGACACAGAUAAAGGAGAUGGGCAGUGAUCCGAUUAAGAUAUACAGUAAAGAUUUGUUUUUGAGUGAGAUUAAGAAAUAUUCGUAUUUCGGGCUCGCUUCCAGCUUUGAAUCGACUCCAUUAAUAGUUUUGGAUCCUGAAGACGCUGUAGAUAUGAAUAUGAAGGGUGAUAAGAAAAUGAAUAUCGACGACAACUGGCAAAUUGGGCCCUUCAAAACUAAGGAAGGGAGACUUCGUGAGGCGAAUAAUAUCGUUCACUGCGUUGACAACGGCUACAUAUAGAAUAUCUACUAUUUACCAACUGGAUUGAAACACAAUUUGUUAUUUUUAUCCACUGGAUUGAAACACAAUGUGUAGUUUUUAUCCACUGUAUUAUCUACUCGCGUCUUUGCGUCAUAGGUUCGCUCCAUAUUAUUUCUUACUUUCGCAUAGAGGAUACCCAAGGUACCUACCAUUUAUUACCACUUCGUAUACAUAAAGGUAUAGGUACUUUGUUACAGUCCGUAUAUAUUUUUAUGAGCCUGUUGAUGUGUCCUACUGGGCAAAUGCCUCCCCUUCCGUUUCCCACAAAUCUCUGUCAAGGCAGCCCGUAUAUUAGAAUACAUAUUUACAUAUAUUUUUAUAAAAUUUAAGAUUGUGGGAGAACUAGGCUUUCGCUCAGCAUAUGCUAUUAAUUAAUUCAUUUACGAAUAGGUAAAUCAAGAUGAAGUUUUUGAUAAAAUUAUCAGCAAAUAAUGUAUAAACAAUUAAUAUGUAAUUUUUAUACCCCAAUAACAGUAUUUUAUAUUUUAUAGACGUUUAUUGUUUUAGACUUAUAUUAUUAUUUAUGGAAGUAAAAAUCAUGUUAAACAUAGUUAUUAUAAUUAAAAUAUACAAUUAUAUAAUUUUUAAAAUACCGGUUGUUCAACUUUUUAUAUAGUGAUAUAUCCGAAACGACUUAGGAGACCUUAGGGGAAAAAAUACAUAUUAUGUACGUCUGACGAACGCCAUAUUAAGGUGUAAUUACAUUUUUUCUCCGUCGCAGAGCGCGACUUAUAUUUUAUAUAACUAGCAAUAUCAUUUCUGUAUGUACAAACCCUCGAGAAUAAAUUGUCUAAAUAACAGUGAAAACCAUGGAUUUAGUAAGUACUGUACGGAGUACCUGCCAUGGAAUUAGCAGGUACUCCGGAAGUAUUUAUUAAAUCCAUGGUACCUACUAAUUCCAUGACGACAACAACGCAGCAAACGUUGUGGGUGACUUUGACAACCAUCUAUUUCUCAAAACGCCAAAUUCACGCCGCCGUUGUCAUGACAACAUCACAGAUGGCAUUUGCGUUGCAUUAGUUCGUUUGCGGACACGACGACAACACAAGGAACAGAACAAAUGAUACAAACAUCUCGCUCGCUCAACCACCCGUUCCGAUGGGCGUCUAAUUAGUUACGAUGUUAACUUUUGACGUUAUGCAGUUGUGCGACAGUCUAUCUUAUUGUAUUGUAAUAAUAUUGAUUUAGAUAAAUACACAAAUUCUUUCGUUUUGUUUUGUUUUAAAAUAGACAACGUUGUGAGAAGCCCGGCUACGUUUUGUUGUGUUAUCCGAAAAACGCGUGUCGACCCAUAUCUAGGCGAGUGACAGUGGCAUAACGCCAGUGACGUAAACACGAUUGACGCUGGAACGGACUAGGUUACUAACACUUUUGAAAAUUACCAAUGCCAAAUGGCCAUAUAUUUUAUAUGAAAAAUUGCCCGCUGCUUCGCCUGAGUUUAUUACGUGCGUCCGCUUGUAACUUAUUUUUGUCAAUAUCUCGGGUUUUAAGCAUGAUUACGAUGAAACCUAUAGCUACCAGAUUUUAAAUAAGACCAUAUGCAUCGAAUUCCAUUCAGCAAUUU